CGGGUCCGGAUUGAAUAGAGCAAAGCCUAUACAGGACUCCCAGAGAACCGCUCCAAGUGUUUGUGCGACACAGGACAAAUGAAGAGCUAUGACCAGUGAAAACCACGGAACAGUCAAGGGAGAGUCGCCAGUGGUCAUGCCACCCACGGGGUCGUCGUCACAGGGGUCUCCUCUUACACCCUCUACCAGCAAACCCAUCCAAGAGCUGCCAGAUGAGCUGAUACAGGCUGGAUGGUCCAAAUGUUGGAGUAAGAGGGAGAAUCGGCCAUACUAUUUCAACCGCUUCACCAACCAGUCGCUCUGGGAGAUGCCAGUCUUUGGACAGCAUGAUGUCAUUUCUGAUCCUCUGGGUUUGAACGCUGCCCCAGCCUCAGGCGAAGGCCCGGGGGACGCAGGAGUGGGAAACGGGCAACACAAGAGACGACCGUCAGAGGAGGCCUCACAGGGGGGGCCAAACAGCUUCAAGAGGCCAAAGGUUGAGAUUCCUGUAACACCAACUACACCUACAGUUCCCAUUUCUCCCAGCACACCAGGAGUGAGACCCUGGAACUCCACGACUGAGGAUAAGCAGGCCCAGCCCAGUACCCCUGCCCCCGCCCCUGCCCCCGCCCCCACCCCCGCCCCCUACCGUCCCUCUGUAGUCUACUGGGACUUGGACAUCCAAACCAACGCCGUGAUUAGAGAGCGCGCUCCAGCCGACUACCUCCCCCCUCAUCCUGAGAUAGAGCUCCAACGAGCCCAGCUCACCACCAAACUACGACAGCACUACCAUGAGCUCUGCUCCCAACGAGAGGGCAUCGAGCCACCGCGCGAGUCCUUUAACCGCUGGCUGCUGGAGAGGAAGGUGGGGGAUAAAGGGGUGGACCCUCUGCUCCCCAGCGAGUGUGAACCCGUCAUCUCCCCGUCUAUGUUUCGCGAAAUCAUGAAUGAUAUCCCAAUCAGGUUAUCUCGCAUUAAAUACAAGGAAGAGGCCAGAAAGCUUUUAUUCAAAUAUGCAGAGGCAGCCAAGAAAAUGAUCGAUUCCAGGAACGCCACCCCAGACAGCAGGAAGGUAGUGAAGUGGAACGUGGAAGACACCAUGAACUGGCUCAGACGAGACCACUCGGCCAGUAAAGAGGACUACAUGGAUCGGCUUGAGCAUUUACGAAAGCAGUGCGGUCCACACGUCACGGCGGUGGCCAAAGACUCGGUGGAGGGAAUCUGUACGAAGAUCUACCACAUCUCGGCCGAGUACGUGCGACGCAUCCGCCAGGCCCAUCUCACUCUGCUCAAAGAGUGCAACAUUAACGUGGAUGGCGCGGAGGCAGCAGAGGUUCAGGACCGAUUGGUGUACUGUUACCCGCUCCGAUUGGCCAUCCCAUCCCCCCCGCAGCCUCGCGUGGAGCUGCACUUUGAGAACGACAUCGCCUGCCUGCGAUACAAGGGCGAGAUGGUCAAAGUCAAUCGAGGUCACUUCAGCAAACUGGAACUGCUUUACCGGUAUAGCUGUAUUGAUGACCCCAGGUUUGAGAAGUUCCUUUCACGUGUUUGGUGCCUUAUCAAGAGAUACCAGGUGAUGUUUGGCUCUGGUGUGAAUGAGGGCUCUGGCCUGCAGGGGGCGCUUCCUGUUCCAGUGUUUGAGGCCCUUCAUAAACAGUUUGGGGUCACUUUUGAGUGUUUUGCUUCACCGCUCAACUGCUACUUCAAACAGUUUUGUUCAGCCUUUCCCGACAUAGACGGCUUCUUCGGAUCUCGGGGGCCUUUUCUAAGCUUCUCCCCAGCCAGUGGCUCAUUUGAGGCGAACCCUCCGUUCUGUGAGGAGCUCAUGGAUGCCAUGGUAACACACUUUGAGGAGCUUCUGGAACGUUCCAGCGAGCCUCUGUCUUUCAUCAUUUUCGUCCCGGAGUGGCGUGACCCACCGACUCCUGCUCUUACGCGUAUGGAGUCGAGCCGUUUCCGCCGACAUCAGAUGACCGUACCGGCGUUCGAACACGAGUACCGCAGCGGCUCCCAACACAUCUGCAAGAGAGAGGAGAUGUAUUACAAAGCCAUUCACGGCACAGCCGUCAUCUUCCUGCAAAACGAGGCCGGAUUCGCCAAAUGGGAGCCCACUGCUGAGAGGAUCCAGGAGCUGCUGGCUGCCUAUAAGGUCUCCGGUCGCUCGCUGUCCUCCCCGGGACCUUCCUCCUACAGCACAGGGUCCGGAGAAAAGGACUCCAGACCAGCUCCAGAGCGCACGUCUAGCCUGGACGCGCCUUUAAGCCAGGACAACAGCAGUCCGGUCCACAAGACCGCGCCGGACAUGGCAAAUACUUAAACACAUAGCCACCACCUUUGUGUGUGCAUGUGUGUGUGAAACAGAGAACUUGUGUGUGUACGUGUGUGUACGUGUGUGUGUGUGUGUGUGUGUGUGUUUCAGAGUAACAGAGAGGGACAGGGGCUGAAACAUUCGUGGUGGGAUUUGGUUGGGAUCAACUCG
Messenger RNA from Chanos chanos (milkfish), 2458 nucleotides. RefSeq names its product phosphorylated CTD interacting factor 1 (gene pcif1). The coding region runs from base 89 to 2296 and encodes 735 amino acids. The record is from RefSeq and is a predicted model, not a curated record. Gene Ontology annotation, cellular component: nucleus. The transcript is spliced from 16 exons. Gene Ontology annotation, molecular function: mRNA (2'-O-methyladenosine-N6-)-methyltransferase activity; RNA polymerase II C-terminal domain binding. NCBI's taxonomy places the organism in Eukaryota, Metazoa, Chordata, Actinopteri, Gonorynchiformes, Chanidae.